Molecule: messenger RNA, 5047 nt
Organism: Phyllostomus discolor (pale spear-nosed bat)
Lineage: Eukaryota; Metazoa; Chordata; Mammalia; Chiroptera; Phyllostomidae
Gene: CAMSAP2
Product: calmodulin regulated spectrin associated protein family member 2
Exons: 18
Coding region: 550-5004 (1484 amino acids)
Biological process (GO): neuron projection development; negative regulation of microtubule depolymerization; cytoplasmic microtubule organization
Cellular component (GO): microtubule minus-end
Molecular function (GO): spectrin binding; microtubule minus-end binding; calmodulin binding
Source: RefSeq, a predicted model, not a curated record
CGCAGCUGCUCGCUCGGUCCAGUGCCGCAGCCGGAAAACCGCAGCGGCGGCGGCGGCGGCGGCGGUCUAGGGGGAGCGGCGGACUCGCGCGUGAAGGGGACGAGCGCUGCGGGCGGCACGGGGCGGGCGGCGGCCGGCGGCCGGCGUUCGCGGCGGCCCGCGGGGAGGCGGGCGCGGGCGGGGGGCGCGGGGGCAGGGCCGGCCGCAGUGAUUUUGACGUUUGCCGAGCGUCGUGCCCGCGGCCGCCCCCGCCCGCGCCCCCGCGCCCGCGGCCUGCCGGAGGGAGCGCCGCCUCGCCACGGCCGGCCCCGCGCCCCGACGCCGGGGCUGAGCGCCGCAUCCCGACGCCCGAGGCCGCCGCCCCCGCCGCGCGGCCGAGCGCAGACAAAGGGGACCGGCCCCGCUCACGCGCGCUCGCGGGCGGCGCGGGCGGCGGCCGGAGGCGGGGGCUCCCCGCGCGCGGACACCCAGCCGCCCCGCCGCCCGCGCCCGCGCCCCGGGCCGCGCGCCAUGUGAGCGCCCGCGCGCGACGCCGAGGACCGCGGGACCAUGGGGGACGCCGCGGAGCCGCGGGAGCUGCGCAGGACCUUCCUCGUCCCCGCCAUCAAGCCCUUCGACCACUACGACUUCGCGCGGGCCAAGGUCGCCUGCAACCUGGCCUGGCUGGUGGCCAAAGCCUUCGGCACGGAGAACGUGCCGGAGGACCUGCGUGAGCCCUUCUACACGGACCAGUACGACCAGGAGCACGUGAAGCCCCCCGUGGUCCACCUGCUGCUGUCGGCCGAGCUGUACUGCCGGGCGGGCAGCCUCAUCCUCAAGAGCGAUGCCGCCAAGCCGCUCCUGGGCCACGACGCGGUGAUCCAGGCGCUGGCGCAGAAGGGCCUGUACGUCACCGACCAGGAGCGGCUGGUGACCGAGCGAGACCUCCAGAAGAAGCCCAUCCAGAUGAGCGCCCACUUGGCGAUGGUGGACACGCUGAUGAUGGCCUACACCGUGGAGAUGGUCAGCGUCGAGAAGGUCAUCGCGUGCGCCCAGCGGUACUCCGCCUUCUUCCAGGCCACCGACCUGCCCUACGACAUCGAGGACGCCGUCACCUACUGGAUAAACAAGGUGAAUGAGCACUUGAAAGACAUCAUCGAGCAAGAACAGAAGCUGAAGGCGCACCACCCCGCCGAGGCGCCGGGAGGGCAGAAGUCCCCUUCGAAGUGGUUCUGGAAACUGGUUCCCGCUCGUUACAGGAAGGAGCAGGCGCUGCUGAAGCAGCUGCCCUGCAUCCCGCUGGUGGAGAACCUGCUGAAGGACGGCGCGGACGGCUGCGCGCUGGCCGCCCUCAUCCACUUCUACUGCCCCGGCGUCGUCCGGCUGGAGGACGUGUGCCUGAAGGAGACCAUGUCCCUGGCGGACAGCCUGUACAACCUGCAGCUGGUGCAGGGCUUCUGCCGCGAGCACCUGACGCAGUGCUGCCACUUCACGCUGGAGGACAUGCUCUACGCCGCCGCCUCCAUCAAGAGCAACUACCUGGCGUUCACGGCGGAGCUCUUCUGGUGGUUCGAGGUCGUGAAGCCGUCCUUCGUGCAGCCGCGCACCGCCCGCCCGCACGGAGCCGAGCCUGCGUACGACCUGCCUGCAGCCUCCCCAGGGAGCCCCUCGGACAGCUACCCCCACUCCGCCCGCAGCGCCAGCGGGGAAGGGGCCGUGUCCCCACACUCCCGGCACCUGCCGCCUGGACAGUCUCGCCCCCACGCCCGUGCGGCAGCCGCAGGAGGAAUUAGAAGGUCUUCGUCCAUGUCCUACGUCGAUGGCUUCCUAGGGACGUGGCCCAAAGAGAAAAGGUCGUCGGUGCACGGAGUUUCAUUCGAUAUUUCCUUUGACAAAGACGACACCGUGCAGAGGCCCGCUGCAAACCAGGGCAUCACUCGCUCUCUCAGUAACGAGGGGCUGUCUCUCAACAACAACCGUGUGCCCAGAAACACCCGGAAAAGCGCGUCCUUCAGGCCGGUGAAUGGCGAAGAGGAAGCCGAGAGCAUCGAGGAGGAGCUGGGCGUGGGCUCGCACCCGGACCCCCAGCCCCGCGUGCCCAUGAACUUGAACGAGCUGAACGCCAACGCGAAGGUCCACUACCGGCUCCCGAACGGAGCCCUGCAGAGCAGAGCCCUCCUGGACGAGCUGGGCAACCCGGCCGAGGCCCCGAGCAUCGAGGAGGCGCUGCAGAUCAUCCACGACACGGAGCAGGCCCCGCGCACGCCGCCGCCGGGCCAGCGGGCCGACGGCUUCUUCCUCCACGGCCAGGAGCUGAGCGUCCUCAACGCGAACCUGCAGCUGCGCCAGACGGGCCCCGACCCUGUCACGGACGUCGGGGGCGCCCUGAGCCCCGUCACUGACGACACGGAGGUGGACACCGGGAUCCACGUCCCUUCCGAGGACAUUCCCGAGACCGUGGACGAGGAGUCGUCCCUGCGAGACUACACGGUCAGCCUGGACUCCGACAUGGACGACACGUCGAAGCUCCUUCAGGACUACGACCUGCGCGCCGGCGGCCCGCGCGAGGCCUCCAGCCCCUGCCCCAGCACCGUGAGCACCAGGUCUCAGCCCGGGAGCAGCGCGUCCUCCAGCUCCGGGGUCAAGAUGACCAGCUUCGCGGAGCAGAAGUUCCGGAAGCUGAAUCACACCGACGGGAAGAGCAGCGGGAGCAGCUCGCAGAAGACGACCCCGGAGGGCUCGGAGCUGAACAUCCCCCACGUGGUCGCCUGGGCCCAGACGCCGGAGGAGGCCGGGCCCCCGCAGCCGCGGGACAGCACGCAGCUGCUGGCCUCCGAGAUGCUGCAGCUGCGCAUGCGGCUGGAGGAGAAGCGGCGCGCCAUCGAGGCCCAGAAGAAGAAGGUGGAGGCCGCGUUCACCAGGCAGAGGCAGAAGAUGGGGAGGACGGCCUUCCUCACCGUGGUGAAGAAGCGGGGGGACGGCGCGGCCCCGCUGCGGGAGGAGGCGGCCGGGGCGGAGGACGAGAAGGUGUACAGCGACCUCGCGCGGGAGAAGGAGCCGCAGCGAGCCGGCGGGCAGCGCAGCCGGUCGCUGGCGGACAUCAAGGAGAGCGCGGAGAGCCCCCCCGCCCGGUGGCCCAAGUCGCCCACGACGCCCGUGGAGCCCGAGAAGCAGUGGGGCCUGGCGAGCCCCGCGGAGGAGGCCGCGAGCGAGGGGGAGGUGCUGGAGUACACGCGGUCCAUCGAGAAGCUGAACGCCUCGCUGCACUUCCUGCAGCAGGAGAUGCAGCGCCUGGCGCUGCAGCAGGAGGUGCUCAUGCAGAUGCGCGAGCGGCAGUCCUGGGUCAUCUCCCCGCCGCAGCCCUCCCCGCCCCGGCAGGGCCGCGAGCCCAGGCCCGCCCGGCCGGCCGGCCCGGCCCCGGCCGGCGCCGCCUUCUCGGAGCCCCCGCGCCCCGCCCACCCGUCCCCGCAGUCCUCCCACAGGAAGGGCCCCUCGCCCUCCGCCAAGAGCCCGAGGACUCCCCGGCCCAACGAGCUGAAGAUCCCGCCCCUGACCCGCACGCUGGCGCCGCCGCGCUCGGUGGACAGCCUGCCUCGGCUGAGGCGCUUCUCCCCGAGCCAGGUGCCCAUCCAGACCCGCUCCUUCGUGUGCUUCGGGGACGACGGGGAGCCGCGGCCGAGGGAGCCCGAGCCCCAGGCCAAGGAGGAGGCCCGCAAGGAGGCCUCGGAGCAGCCCGCGCCGGCGCCCGCGCCCGCGCCGGCAGAGAAGGAGAUGAGACCCCUGGAGUCCACCGUCGCGGAGGUCCUGUCCCAGCCGGUCACGGAGACCGUGUGUCUGACCCCGAACGCGGGCCCGCCGAGCCAGCCCGCCGGGCCCCCGCCCCGGCCGGCCUUCCCGCCCGCUGCGCCCAAGAACGCGAGUCUCAUCGAAGUGUCCCUCUCGGACCUGAAGCCCCCGGUGAAGGCCGACGCGCCCGCCGAGAAGGAGGACGGCGAGAGCGACCGAGAGCAGGCGGACGAGGACCAGAAGGUGUGCUGCGGCUUCUUCUUCAAGGACGACCAGAAGGCGGAGAACGACAUGGCGCUGAAGCGGGCGGCCCUGCUGGAGAAGCGGCUGCGGAGGGAGAAGGAGACGCAGCUGCGCAAGCAGCAGCAGGAGGCGGAGCUGGAGCACCGCAAGGAAGAGACGCGGCGGAAGACGGAGGAGGAGCGCCAGAGGAAGGAGGACGAGCGGGCGCGCAGGGAGUUCAUCCGGCAGGAGUACCUGCGGCGCAAGCAGCUGAAGCUCAUGGAGGACAUGGACACGGUGCUCAAGCCCCGGGCCCCGGCCGCCAGGCAGAAGAAGCCACGCCCCAAGUCCAUCCACAGAGACCACGUGGAGCCCCCGAGGACGCCCACUCAGGGUCCUCCAGUGUCCAGCCUCUCCCUGGCGUCGCUGACCACGGGCGACAGCGAGAGCGUGCACUCCGGCAAGAGGACCCCCAGGUCGGAGUCCGUGGAGGGCUUCCUGUCGCCCAGCCGCUGCGGCAGCCGGAACGGGGAGAAGGACUGGGAGAACGCGUCGACCACGUCGUCCGUGGCUUCGGGGACGGAGUACACAGGACCGAAGCUGUACAAGGAGCCCAGCGCCAAGUCCAACAAGCACAUCAUACAGAACGCGCUGGCACACUGCUGCCUGGCCGGCAAGGUGAACGAAGGCCAGAAGAGGAAGAUCCUGGAGGAGAUGGAGAAGUCGGACGCCAACAACUUCCUGAUCCUGUUCCGGGACUCCGGCUGCCAGUUCCGGUCCCUGUACACGUACUGCCCAGAGACGGAGGACAUCGCCAAGCUGACCGGCAUCGGCCCCAAGGCCAUCACCAAGAAGAUGAUCGAGGGGCUGUACAAGUACAACUCGGACCGGAAGCAGUUCAGCCACAUUCCCGCCAAGACCCUGUCCGCCAGCGUCGACGCCAUCACCAUCCACAGCCACCUGUGGCAGACCAAGCGGCCCGUGACGCCCAAGAAGCUGCUGCCCUCGAAGGCGUAGGCCUGGCCGCUCCUGCUCCCAGCGCACGGACCCUCCGCGCCCC